Molecule: messenger RNA, 1553 nt
Organism: Dipodomys spectabilis (banner-tailed kangaroo rat)
Lineage: Eukaryota; Metazoa; Chordata; Mammalia; Rodentia; Heteromyidae
Gene: Pcca
Product: propionyl-CoA carboxylase subunit alpha
Exons: 13
Coding region: 1-1293 (430 amino acids)
Cellular component (GO): mitochondrion
Molecular function (GO): ATP binding; propionyl-CoA carboxylase activity
Source: RefSeq, a predicted model, not a curated record
AUGAGGAUUCAAGGGAAGGAGGACACAGUUCACUGCAUAACACCUUAUUCUGUUUGCCAUUCAUCUGUUUAUUCUCGUAUGGACCAACAGGGGAGCUCCGUAAUAGAAUCUGCACUGUUUUCACAGCUCCUCUCCAAUAUAGCCAUUAUUUUCAAGAUCUUGGCCUUGCAGGUUGAGCAUCCUGUCACAGAAUGCAUUACUGGCCUGGACAUAGUCCAAGAAAUGAUCCGUGUUGCUAAGGGUUACCCUCUCAGGCACAAACAAGCUGAUAUUCCCAUCAACGGCUGGGCAAUUGAAUGUCGGGUUUAUGCUGAGGACCCCUACAAGUCUUUUGGUUUACCAUCUAUUGGGAGAUUGUCUCAGUAUGAAGAACCAAUACAUCUACCUGGUGUCCGGGUUGACAGUGGCAUCCAACCAGGAAGUGAAAUCAGCAUUUAUUAUGAUCCUAUGAUUUCAAAACUAGUUACAUAUGGCUCUGAUAGAACAGAAGCAUUAAAGAGAAUGGAAGAUGCACUGGAUAAUUAUGUAAUUCGAGGUGUUACACAUAAUAUUUCAUUACUUCGAGAGGUGAUAAUCAACUCCCGCUUUGUAAAAGGGGACAUCACCACUAAAUUUCUCUCUGAAGUAUAUCCUGAUGGCUUUAAAGGACAUAUUUUAUCAAAGAGUGAGAAAAACCAGUUAUUGGCGAUAGCAUCAUCAUUGUUUGUGGUAUCCCAGUUACGGGCACGUAAUUUUCACCAACAUUCAAGAGUGCCAGUUGUGAAAUCUGAUAUCGAUACAUGGGAGCUUUGUAUAAAACUGCGUGAUGAGCAACAUGCUGCUCUAGCAUCCAACAGCGGGUCAACAUUCUGUGUGGAAGUUGGCGGGUCGAAACUAAAAUUGACCAGUAUGUGGAACCUGGCUUUGCCCUUAUUGUCUGUCAGUGUUGAUGGCACUCAGAGGACUGUGCAGUGUCUUUCUAGAGAAGCAGGUGGACGCAUGAGCAUUCAGUUUCUUGGUACAGUGUACAAGGUGCACGUCUUUACCAAACUUGCGGCAGAAUUGAACAAGUUUAUGCCAGAAAAAGUGGCCGAGGACACAAGCAGCACUCUGCGCUCCCCGAUGCCAGGCGUGGUGGUGGCCGUCUCUGUCAAACCUGGAGACAUGGUAGCGGAAGGUCAGGAAAUUUGUGUGAUUGAAGCUAUGAAAAUGCAGAACAGUAUGACAGCUGGGAAAACUGGCAAGGUGAAGCUGGUGCACUGUAAAACUGGAGACACAGUUGGAGAAGGAGAUCUGCUCGUGGAGCUGGAAUGAAGUAUUUAUAGUCUUGCAGUCACCGCCUAAUUAGCCAUUUGUGUUACUCUCACACGCAACUUUCAGGCAUUUUACAGGAAUACUCCUGGACAGCAGGUUUUACAUCAGCAUAUUUAUUCCUCAGAAGUAGCAACAUUCUGCCAAAAAAAUCACCAAUGGAAAUUUUCAUUGAUAUAAAUACUUGUACAUACGAUUUGUACUUCUGCUGUGAGAUUUCCUAGUGUCAAAAUUCAAUCAAUAAAACCAAGCAUUUGUCUAAA